AUGAAGCUCACCGUCAAGACACUACAGGGCGUGGCCUUCUCCCUGGACGCCGAACUCACGGACGCGGUGUCCGCUAUCAAGCAGAAGAUCGAGGAGCUGCAGCAGUUUCCCGUGUCGCAGCAGAAGCUCAUCCACGCCGGAAAAGUCCUCAAGGACGACAGUACACUGAGCGUGUACAACGUCAAGGAGAACGACUUUUUGGUCGUGAUGGUCACUAAACCCAAGGCAGCGAAGCCUCCAGCUGCUACUGCUGCUCCUUCUGCUUCGGCUGCUGCAGCCCCAUCUCCAGCUCCUGCUGCCCCUGCUGCUGCUGCUGCUCCUACUCCCAACACAUCGUCGGCGUCCAACAGCUCUUCAGUAACUGCUUCAGCAGUUUCGACACCAUCAGCUGCUCCAGCUACAACUGCUGCCACUUCCUCGAUGGAAGACGGUGGCGAUCUGGCGGCCAGCGAGCAGAUGAGCGCUACGGUGCAGCAGCUCGUGGACAUGGGCUUCCCGGCCGACCAGGUGCGCAGUGCACUUCGUGCGGCUUUCAACAAUCCGGAACGUGCAGUGGAAUACCUGAUGACUGGCAUCCCCGAGCAAGCUGCACAGGUAGCUGCGCCUUCGGCUGGAGUCGAUGCAGGUGCUGAUGCCAGUGGUGACGAGACUGCAAACACGCUCGAAGCACUUCGCAACCACCCGCAGUUCGACGCGCUGCGUCAACUAGUGCAGUCUAACCCGGCAGCGUUACCGGCGGUACUUCAGCAGAUCGGUGCACAAAGCCCAGAGCUGCUGCAGCUGAUCCACCAGAACCAGGACCGCUUUGUUCAGAUGUUGAACGAACCCAUUGGAACCCGUGAGGUGGGAGCAGCUCCAGGUGGUGCAGGUGUUGCACCGUUUGAUCUGGGAAUGGGUGGGGAUGGUGCCAUGCCGUCCCCACAGCAGAUCCAGCAGCUGGUGGACUCGCUCUCACCAGAGCAGCAAGCUCAGAUGGCAGCACAAAUGGGCAUGACCCCCGAACAGCUGCGUGGGUUAUCUCAAAUGCUCAGCAACUUGCCGCCUGGAGCAAUGGAGCAGAUGAUGGCGUCAAUGGGAGGUGGCAGCAGUCGGGAAGCUCUCGGUGGCGGUGCUGAAGCUAGCGUCGGAGGAGGAGGUCGCCGCAUCAUGCUAUCUGAAGAGGAAGCGGCAGCCGUCGACCGGUUGUGCGAGAUGGGGUUCGAGCGCACGGACGCGAUUCAGGCAUAUUUGGCAUGUGACAAGAAUGAGGCGUUGGCAGCCAAUUUCCUCAUGGAUAGCGGAGACAGUUUCAGCGGCGACGCUGCCGGUGGUGCGGGAGGCCAAGGAGACGACAACGAUGACAUUUAUGAGUAG
Molecule: messenger RNA, 1353 nt
Organism: Peronospora matthiolae
Lineage: Eukaryota; Oomycota; Peronosporomycetes; Peronosporales; Peronosporaceae
Source: the annotation of a GenBank genome assembly